Epinephelus moara (kelp grouper) is the source of this 2857-nucleotide messenger RNA. RefSeq names its product glutamic acid-rich protein-like. Bases 12 to 2498 code for a protein of 828 amino acids. NCBI's taxonomy places the organism in Eukaryota, Metazoa, Chordata, Actinopteri, Perciformes, Serranidae. The transcript is spliced from 11 exons. The record is from RefSeq and is a predicted model, not a curated record.
CGCCUGCAGUCAUGGCUGCCCCGAUGGAGAAUAUGCUGUCUCUUGGACAUCUGACCGGCACAGAGAGGAACACUUUGACAAGACAAAGAGAUCACCGGAUAAAAAAGAGCAUCAACAGGCCAGUGAUGUUGCAAGCUGACCUUUCAACUCCUCGCAGUCAUCAACAGCUCAGGGCGAUGCAUCUGCAGCAGCGCUGGCAGGAGCUAAAGGAGCGAGAGCUGACAGCCAAACAACACAACAGGCAGCUGCUGCAGCAGUUUGAGGAGGCACAGGACACUCUGAGAGAGAUGAUAACCCUCACUGCGGCCAUGAAAACUAUUCGGAUGGAAUAUGAGAGGUACCUGGAGGAGAGCUCCCCCCGCUGGAAGCAGCAACUCAAGGAGAAAACACAGGCUGCUCAGAAGAAGAGGAUGGAGGAUUAUCUGCAGUCAUGUCUAAAGAGCACAGAGGAACGAGUGACCGAGUCCUCUGCAGAUCGACCUUUACCUUCACAAGGUGCUUCCACAAUGCCACAAAAAAUGUCUGCGCCUCUGCAGCACUACAGCCAAAACAGCCACUCAGACUACAGCACUCCUCACCUCCCCUACAUGCAGCCUCACUGGCAGAUUCACCCUCAAUCCCAGACACCUAGGUUUCCCAUCAGAGCGCCCUAUCAACCUCAGAGCUCCUUUCAUGUCCCAUCUUUUCUCCCACCACCUCACCCAUUCCAGCCCUACCCUCUCACCUCCACACCCACUCAUCAUCACCCCAGACCCAGGCAGGAUCCACCAGGCUGGGCUUCCCAACAGCCCGACUACCCUUGGUCCUGGACUGUUGGUGCAGCUGCUGCUGGUGGUGGUGCAGCUGGUGCAGUUGGGAUUCCUUCAGGCUCCGAGGCUCUGUGGGGUCAGCUCUACACGGAGGAGCCCCCUCCUGAGAUGAGGGUGGCGCAGGUGGUGGGAGAGGAGGCAGGCACAAGCAGGGCACCGAGCUCAAAGAGGGAGAGAAGUGGCAGCAGCAGGAUCAGUCAUCUGUCCCAGGAGCUGGACAUCAAACCAGUUCGUCUGUCAGGUGGCCAUGCAGAGAGCAGUGAGAGCAGCAGGGAGUCCAGUCAGGCGAGCAGAGAGAAGAGGAAGAAAGGGGAGAAGAGAGGAAGCUCACAGUGCUCCUCCUCAGACUUAGAAAGGUGCAGCUCUAAGGAGUCAUCUGGGACUUCCAGUGUUGUCGUCAUUGCUGCGGUCACAGUGGCCCAAAGCUCAGAAAGUGACAGCUCAUCAGUGAAAAGUAGAACCAGCUCUAGCAGGAGGACGAGGAGAAGUGGGGGGCUUGCUGUGGGAUCACCGAGUGCUGAGAAGGUGACAAAGGAAAGGACCAAGAGCAAGGGAGAUGACUCAAGUAGUCCAACUAGUGAGGAGCUGGGGAGUCCAGUGGAGCAAUCCAAGAGUAAAAAAGUGGGGGAUCAAAGUCCUGAUGACAAAUCAGAGAGCUGUGGAGAGGAGUCUAGAUCCCAGAGGGAGGAGGACUCAGGAAGUGUUAGUAUAAAGAUUGAACAUGGAGAUGAAAUGGAAAAGCAGGAGAGUAGCAGCUCUGAGCAAGGCAGUGUGGGGGAAAAGGACGAGGAAGAAGAGGGGCAUGAGGAAGAUCUGGAAAAUGGAAAAGAUGAUGACGGUGAAGAAAAAGAGAACAGUCAGACAGAUGAAAAGCAAGAGGAGAGAGGAGUGGAGGAUGAUGAUGAGGCUUCUGAGGGAAAGAAUACAACAGAGGAAGAAGACGAGGAGCAUGAGAAAGAUCUGGGGGAUGGAUGUGAUGAUGGUGACGCUGAAGAAAAAGAGAACAGUCACACGGAUGAAGAGCAAGAGGAGAGAGGAGGAGUGGAGGAUGAUGAUGAAGCUUCUGAAGGAAAGAGUACAUCAGAGGAAGACGAGGAGGCCGGAGCAGAGGAUGAGGCUGAGUCGUCGUCGUCGUUGGAGAAAGAUGAUGGUGAAGAACAGUCAGACAGGUUGAAGAAUGAAGACAGUGAGAACGGAAAGAAGGGUUCAGCAUCUUCUCAGGAUGAAGAGGUGGACGAGGAUGAGAGUGAAGGAGAUGAGGACAAGAUGGAGGAAGGAGAAUCAGAUGAAGGAGAGGAAGGAGCGGGGGAGGAGAAAGAGGAGCAGAGAGAUGGAGCAGAACCAGAGGAUGAAGAAGAUUCUGACGACAGUAUCAUCUUACCACAGAACAAAUCUAAAAAGAUGCACAUCAUCCAAGAGGAGGCACGUGAAGAUGAUGAAGAGGACGAGGAGGAGGGGCGUAAAACAGGCUCCUCUGACGAUGACUCAAACGAGGGCAGUGAUGAGGAUGAUGUCGAGCAUCUCCUCGCACCUCAAGAACAAUCACAGAGGAAAGAAGAAAAGGAUCUGAAAGCCAACGAGAAAUCCAAAGCCGUCUGUGACAACAUGAUGGCUUUUCAAGUGAAGCCGGACAAAUCGAAGUCUGACCACCAAAGUGACUCUGAUGAGUUUGACAACUUCUAUGGCUAAAUGUGUUUGUCUUAACUGCUGAAACCGAAAGGACAAAACACUACCUCAGAAUUAUAUAUGUAUAUGUAUUAAAAACUACUUAUGUUAAGUCAAUGGUAGAGCUGAUUCUUUUCUAAAUGUUGAAUAAUUUCCAUCCAAACAUUAAAAAUCUUACUGUAUUUAUUUGGACUACAAGUUAAACUACAAAGCUUUUAAUCAGAACCACAGACACAGAUACAACCCUGAGACAAACUGCACUCUAGAAGUACAAAGUGUGACAGUUUAUUGAAGAGAUUGUUAUUGCUGCUGUGUUUUAUAUUCCACCACAGACAUGUUUGUCAUAUAAAAAUAAACCAAAGGGCACGACGGUUGAAACAUUA